Molecule: messenger RNA, 448 nt
Organism: Paramecium sonneborni
Lineage: Eukaryota; Ciliophora; Oligohymenophorea; Peniculida; Parameciidae
Source: the annotation of a GenBank genome assembly
AUGUUGGCUAUUCCUUAAGAGAAGUAUUUUACAAUUAUCCUACAACUGGGCCAGUUAGUAAAUUUUUUAAAAACCUAUUCUAUAAUUUUUUGACUUCUUUGUGAAACACACAAAAAAAUACUUCUUUAAUGAUGAAGUAAAAUAAUUGAAUAGUUAUAUAUCCAAAUAAAAGUUAUACUUUUUAAUCAUUGUUAUCAAAAACAUUUUAUAUUUGAAAUAACUUUAAUUGGUCCUUAUCUCUUUACAUAUCAAUUUCUAUUAAGAGAUUCAACAUAAUUAACAAAAUAAUAUCUAUGUAUAAAUGGUACGAGUAAGGAAGCUUCAUAUUUAUAUUAUACUUUUGUUGCCUUAACUUUAUUUAUUGAAGCAAUCCUUUACUAUAAAAUAGCAUAACUUGCACCUAAUCAUGCAGUAAGAAUAAUUGUUAAUAGAAUUAUUGAAUGAUUGA